Molecule: messenger RNA, 792 nt
Organism: Letharia columbiana
Lineage: Eukaryota; Fungi; Ascomycota; Lecanoromycetes; Lecanorales; Parmeliaceae
Exons: 2
Coding region: 1-792 (263 amino acids)
Source: RefSeq, a predicted model, not a curated record
AUGGAAAUGCAAGGCACACCCAUUGGGUCGACAGACCAGGGCAUGAAGAACACAUCUGAUCCCGAACGCUACACAAACCCUACGAGUGAAGGCGCCGGUGCUAUUGCCUCAGACUCCCUAGCCGCAGAAUCAGCCAGCUCAGGCGGCAAGUUUGGCGAGAACCGUGACUCUAAUCCUUCCUCAGUGAAAGGGGACCAUUCCACCUUGAACAACACCGACACAUCGGGUGCCAAGGUCCUCGCACCUGCGUCCAACGCCGCAGAACGUGAAGAGCAUGAAGCAUUGGAGGAAACCCCGGACGAGGCGAAAGGAUCACAUGGAAAGAAGUAUCCCGAGGGUGCGGAUGGACAGUCAGAUAUCCCGGGCCAUAGCCUCGACGGGAAGCCUGCAUCGGGGUUGCGUGGAGUGACAGGCCCAAGCAGCUCAAUGGGCACUUCUGGCCAGAUGGCUGGCAGCGAAAACAAAUCAGGUCCAACCGAGAAUACGUUCAAGGGGGAGGGUGGUGCGGAUGUAGAUGCUGCGCCUGGUUAUGUGGCAAGUGUGGAGUCCGAAGCCAACAGGUCUGGCAAGCCAAAGGGGAAGAAUAUCACAGAGGGCGGAUUUGACGACGAUCCGAGCAAUAAUGCGAGUUUCACCUCUGAAAUUGGGUCCGAGAAUGAUCCAGGGAGAAAGGCCGAGGGCGAUAUGCAGAAAAUGGCUCAGAGUGCGAGUGGAGGAACAGGACCGAGGCAAGCGCCUGGAGAGAGCGAUAAUAGCCAGUACGAUGUAUUGGACACUGAUCAGUCUGCUUGA